UGGAGACUGUGCUCGUUGCUUCGACUGUUGUGGUGGAGGAGAAGAACAUUAAUGUUUGGGUGGAACAUGCCAGGUGGUGGUACCAAAAAUCCUUUAACAGUUGGGUCUUGUAUGUGUUGGCAUCGUUUAAAAGUUUGGUUGUGACCAUGAUAAGAUUAGUUUUGAAGUGGUCUCAUCUGAAAUUUAUAAACUCUUCUAAUAUUGGUCAGCAUGAAAAGAUCUCCUGCCCUGAAGACACUGGUUGCAGUGGGAUUUACUCUGGGUGACGUGUUGUUGAUAGCUGACCUUCUGAAAGACAAUGGAAAUCAAAUCUCUGCCGACAAAAAGAUGUGGAAGAGCAGAAGACACCAAAAUCAAGCUGUCUAUAUAACUGUCCCGGGAGGUGAUUCUGAGAAAGGUGUUACAAGAUUUCAAGAGCUAUUGACAACAUUGAAGGACCAAAAAACAUGUUGCAACUACAUAUUUGUAAGGAUAAAGAAGUUGUCGUUAUCUUCCUGCCUUGUGGUCAUCUCAUUUCUUCCUGUACAGACUGUGCUGCAGCGAUGAAGGACUAUCCAGUAUAUAGAAAUCAUGUCGAGGGAAAAGUUAGAUCC
Molecule: messenger RNA, 593 nt
Organism: Biomphalaria glabrata
Lineage: Eukaryota; Metazoa; Mollusca; Gastropoda; Planorbidae
Exons: 5
Coding region: 211-546 (111 amino acids)
Source: RefSeq, a predicted model, not a curated record